Boeremia exigua is the source of this 1802-nucleotide messenger RNA. RefSeq lists its product as uncharacterized. The transcript is spliced from 2 exons. The record is from RefSeq and is a predicted model, not a curated record. NCBI's taxonomy places the organism in Eukaryota, Fungi, Ascomycota, Dothideomycetes, Pleosporales, Didymellaceae. The coding region runs from base 135 to 1433 and encodes 432 amino acids.
UGGAACAUCUUGCAAUAAGAGAAACCAAACACGAGACCAUCUACAUCUUAUCUCAUUUCUAUCCCAGCGUCAGUGCAUGACGUAGUAUCGCUUCAACGUGUCUCACAACUCACAUUCACUCAAACAUUUUUGCAAUGGGCGAUCACACCCCACAACAACAGGCUUCCAACAGCUCUUCCACACGCCAACAACCAAACUUUCGUUCCACAUACGAUUUGGAUCCAUUCUUCACACACGAUACAUUCUUUCAGAUGCCGCAGCCCAAGUACAAUCCGCGACAGAUAAUAUUCGUCAAGAAUGUCCCGCAAGAAGCCGCGCCGCGUAUCGUCAGCCUCUACGCACAGUACGAGCCGGUUGAGACCAAGAACCUUUACCCAAAUUCGCGCAUAACCACAUUCAUGAUCGCUCUCCCGAGUCUGGGCGCGACAGAGGCAGCUGUACGUAGCACGGAUGGCUUGAAGAUCGGGAAUAUAAUCAUAAGCGUCGAGCGCUAUAAUGCAAACCAGUCAACAGUCGCUAGACGCGACGCGCGUAAGAAGCCACCUCACGUAACGAGUGAAUCUGGACAACGUGUGAAUAGCUAUAACAGUAACGGCGAUGAGUACGACGAGGACCUUGACGAAUACGACUAUUGCGACGAUGUACCAGAGGCGCCAGCUGAGAACGCGACGCCAGUGAAGGCGCACAGCGAGGCAUCACGAAGAAUCGGCUUGCCUUCUACACCGGCGCGAAAGGUAGACAAGGAUAGUACUUUCAGUUGGGCAAACAUCGCUUCCGGCGUGUCGACUUCAUCCUCACCAGCGCCAUCUAGCAGUGACACCAAACAGCCACCUCCGCCCGCACCCGAGUCUUUCCUGCGCUUCCGGCACUCGGCUGCACCUUCACCAGUGCCACCAAGCAGCAAGGCCAGACAGCCAGCUCCGCCCACGGUUGAGCCGUUUCCACCCCUCCAGCACAUAACGCGCGAAGAGUCAAAUACUCUGCUCCGUUCCAAUGGCACCGCCCAAGACACUCGCCUUCCCCCACCGCUGAAAGGCACGUUCACCAGCGCAAUCAUAAAACCCGUCCCAUUUAAUCCCGAGCGUUUCCCAUUAACAAUACGUACCACCCCACUAACAAGACGCUCACCGGCAGUCACCUCAGUAGUUCCUCGCGUGUCUCUACCGCGCCCAACGUCUCCCCACACACCACCCCCCUCACCACCCCGCCCUGCUCCAGCAGCACCGAUACUAGCACCUGCUGCGCCGCAGCAAACACAAAGCAGCGAGGGCUCACAAGUCGAGGAGGAUUCUAGUCAGCAGACGCAGGUUCCGAAUGCGCACCAACACCACCAUGGAGGUCUAGGCAUGCUGUCGGAUACGGAUCGCUAUAUCCAAGAGCGACACUGCAGGGACUGCUCGCUUUGUCGGGGCCGCAUGGGACGGCGGUCAUAGGUCAUGAACAGGUAUGUUGUUGUCUUUUGAGAUUUGAGAAGCGCGUCUGAAACGCGGUUGUUCGCAGGAGUGGUGGGAUACUGGAGUAAUGUCGCAUACGAGUCAGUAUGUCCAGGAGCGACACUGCAGGGACUGCUUAUUUUGUCGGGCCGGCACAGGACGGCGGUGGUGAAUCGCAAACAGGAGCGGUGGGAUACUCUGGAGUACUGUCAGUUUCGCUGCUCUACAUGACUGGAUAACUGGCUUCAUCAGCUGGGUGCUGCGAUUAGAUCGUUCUGGGUUAAGGUUGCAUUUCUUGCAUUCGCAUCGGGUGGAAGGGAUGACUGUCGGUCUAAUGUAAUCGGACUGGCAGCUCAGGUCACUUGCUGG